AUGGGAGCGCAGCAGCAGCAGCAGGAAACGAAGGGGGAAGAGGUGGAGGAGGGCGGCGUCGGCAAGAGGAGGAAGGUCGCCACUGAUGUCACCAUGGACCUCGACAUCCUCGACUGCCCCGUCUGCUUCCUCCCCCUGCGCCCUCCCAUUUUCCAGUGCACCGUGGGACAUACCAUAUGUUCGUCUUGCCGUAACAUGCUCACAGACAAGUGUUGCCUCUGCUCCCUUCCCACAGUCUACAAUCGCUGCCACAUGGUCGAAAAUGUCGUUGAAUCGAUCAAACUUGCUUGCCCCAACACUAGUCACGGAUGCACAGCAAGGAUAAACUACUAUCAGAAAGAAGACCAUGAGAAACGUUGUCAAUAUGCGCCAUGUUUCUGCCCCGAAACUGGCUGCAGCUUCAGUGGACCAACCGAAGUGCUCCGGGAGCAUUUUUUAACCGAGCACGAUUGGUGCUACGGGGAAAACAAUCUUAGGUACGGCAAAACGUACAGGAUCAAGACGUUGCUGGGAGUCCUGGGACCAACUGUCUUGACGAGCAACGACGGGCACCUCUUCCUGAUCAACAUGACAAUGGAGUCCCUCGGCGGUGUCAUCUCAGUUUGCUGCAUUGAGCCUCACAAUAGUGGAUCGAGGUUCAAGUGCAGGCUGGCAUUGUCGUGCGGCGAACCAAGCUUCUCCCAGACUAUGGAGUUCUUAACAAGGAGCACUAAUCUGCAUCAUGGGUUUCCCAAAGAUUGCAUCCCGUUCCUUGUGCCAAAGGUGUUGCUGCAAGGCACCGGUACAAACCCCACAGCCACGGUGCUUGUGACCCUCGAGCCACAGUAGGCACCAUGUGAAGUGAUGACGCGCCUGCGUACAUACUACUCCCGUGUAGGGCUUGGUUCUUCUCAGUUGCUAGCUGACAGCUUUUGGAGGAGGCACUAGUGUUCUUUUGGCAUGUCUCGAUCAUCGGUUGACAUGCACUGUUGGUUUUCUUGGCAAAGUUUUGCUUCAAAUCGCCGAAGUGAACAAUGAAACUACAUUUAUGAAGCAAAUAUGUAUGCCAUGCGUGUCGAAACUUCAGUCA
Messenger RNA from Hordeum vulgare subsp. vulgare (domesticated barley), 1069 nucleotides. Its product is annotated as E3 ubiquitin-protein ligase SINA-like 2. Gene Ontology annotation, cellular component: cytoplasm. Bases 1 to 828 code for a protein of 275 amino acids. Gene Ontology annotation, molecular function: zinc ion binding; ubiquitin protein ligase activity. The record is from RefSeq and is a predicted model, not a curated record. NCBI's taxonomy places the organism in Eukaryota, Viridiplantae, Streptophyta, Magnoliopsida, Poales, Poaceae. The transcript has 2 exons.